AAGGUGGCGAGUUGUGACAAACUAAAUCACAUGACCGUGAUGAUGACCAUAUAUCAAGUACGUCUAAGGUGACUGUGAUGAAAAAUACUUGGCCACGUCGGACACUGUCUCAGACAGAUACAUAACAAACGUUUUUUAAAAUUAAUGUUUAUUUCUCUUUCAUUUAAUUAUCAUGUGUUGACUGUUAAUAUGAGAAGAAAGAAUAAAUCCGAUGCUAUUUAACAUAUCCAUUGUAAAAAUUUAUCUCCAACAUCGUGUGAAGAUGUCUCUUCUAUGAACACUCAACUUAUGAACUUUUUACAUGAAAAAAGUGUGAAAUUUAGCAAAAAUUUCAUGCGCUUCGUUUCCGUCUUUGAUUGAUACAAUUGGUUUGAAAUAAAAAAAAUGGAAUAUUUUUUUAAACGUAUCUAAUCAGAACUUUGUUGAAAAAAAUUGUUAAACAAGAUACGAAAUCAACAAAUGAUAAUUUUUAUAAUUGGAUAAAUUUCAAUUAAAUAGAAGAAAACAGAAAAUAAUUUUAUUUUUAUUUCUAUUUGAGGAUAAAAAAUGUUCGGUAAAUUGGAAAUGUUAUCAAAUGAAAUCUUAUUAAAUAUAUUUUGUUAUUUAUCAUGGGAUCAAAUGUUAAUAUCAUUAUAGUCUUUGAAUAAACGUAACAAUUCUCUUAUUUAUUCAAUGUUUUUAAUAAAUAAAAAUGGAAUUAUUCUAAAUAAACCCGUUUUAUCUUAUCAAACAUUUUCAUCAACAUUAUUACCAAUUAUAUUCAAUUCUUCAUUUCUUUUUUUCUUCUAUUAAAUAUAUUCAUUUUGAAGGAAUUAAUUCAGUUUCUUUUGAUUUUAUUUAUGAAAAUCGUCGCGAUUUUGCGCGUUUUUUUAGAAAUCAGUGAAUAAAUCGCGAUUUUUCUACUGUGUAUCGAUGGUAACAAGCCGAAAAAAUCGACGAUUUAGCGUGAGAUUAAUCGCGAAUGUAUUCGAUAGAGAAAAUUUUUACAAUUUUGAGCUAUGGAAGCUUGAAGUUUCUAGCUUGUACUGUUGAAGAGUUCUAUGAGUGAUAUCCGUUUUCAGUUUUGAAAACAAUGUACCAUCAUUACAUCCAGAUCUUCCAAUUUUGGAAUUUUUCCACUAUACAAAGUCAACAAUUGAUAUUUUGAAAACCUUCAUAUAAUACACUUAGUUUUUGAGUUAUGUUUCGAGACUUACAAAUUGAAUGAUUUUCUCUAUGGAAUGUAUGUUUUAAAAUUUUGAAUUCACUGGUUGAACCUCCAGUUUUCUAAAGACUCACUUAAAAGUCCUUUAGAAAUCAAUAUUUCCUAUCCGUCGGGAGUUAUUCAAGUUGUCGUCACUCCUAAUUUCUAUUUUGAAAAGUGUAGUAAAAAUCAGGAGACCCACUCCGAGGACUACAGACGCGAGAUUCUUUUUCUACAGUUCUUUACCAACCCAAAAAAUGGCACUGAACGGCGUUGCAUAGAUAAAAAGUUUUAUUGAAGAUGGCCAGGAUGAUGGAUAGUCAUGCAUUGAUUUGCCAUAGUCGUCAAAUGAUUAACAUAAAAAGUGUGAACUAAUCAAGUUAUAACCUUGGGAAAUAAUCAAUAUUAGGGUGUUGAGAUCUGUUGUAGAUAUAUCGAAUAUGUACAACAAGCUUAUUUGUCAGUUAAAUCAAUGGUUAGAAUAAUAAUAAUGUUAAAUUGAGAAAAACGAAAAUGAACAGCAAUAAGGCAAACAAAUAAUUUCUACUCGAAAUGCAAAAAUAAGAUAGAUCGUUUUAUUGAUGAUUGAUUAUCCUUGAAAAGCAACUAUACUCUUUACUUCCAACAAGGGCUGUAUUCAUAAGCUUUUUAACAAGACUCUUUAUCCUAUAAUCUACAUCUAAUUCAUGUUAUAAAUACUAUGAAGAAACUUAUCACAUCUAUUCUAAAUCUAGAUGCGACAGAUACUAUUGAAAGUACAUGCCCGGUCGAUAUUCAGAUCCGAAAAUUUGAACUCUACGAACUGUCAUGUAGAUUCGAACUUUACUAAGAAAGAUCAAUCAAAAGAAAAUUUUUCUAAACUUGUUUUGUUUCAGGAACUCCUAAUUCGUCAUAAAUUAAUUAAUAAACUAUUUCUGAAUCACAAUUUCGAUUAUCAAAUUCUAAACCAUUUAUAUUUCAAUCAUUAAGUUGUAUGCUUAAAAUUAAUUCAAAUAUAGCACUUUUUCGACAUCAUCUACAUCUUAAAACUCAUAUAUAUUUUGCAAUUGAACAAUUAUGUUAUUGUCUGUUACAACGAAUAACAAUAAGUCGUGCAAUACAAAAUAUUGAUCUACGUUUAUUAAGUGAUUUUAAAUUACGACAAUUACCAAUUCACCAUAUCAAUUAG
Molecule: messenger RNA, 2351 nt
Organism: Rotaria sp. Silwood2
Lineage: Eukaryota; Metazoa; Rotifera; Eurotatoria; Philodinida; Philodinidae
Source: the annotation of a GenBank genome assembly